Molecule: messenger RNA, 2076 nt
Organism: Aspergillus brunneoviolaceus CBS 621.78
Lineage: Eukaryota; Fungi; Ascomycota; Eurotiomycetes; Eurotiales; Aspergillaceae
Exons: 5
Coding region: 4-2076 (690 amino acids)
Biological process (GO): positive regulation of transcription from RNA polymerase II promoter by galactose; DNA-templated transcription
Cellular component (GO): nucleus
Molecular function (GO): DNA-binding transcription factor activity, RNA polymerase II-specific; RNA polymerase II cis-regulatory region sequence-specific DNA binding; zinc ion binding
Source: RefSeq, a predicted model, not a curated record
AUCAUGAAGCGCCAGAGGGCACCAAUUGCUUGUGAGAAAUGUCGGCUACUCAAGGCCAAGUGCGAUGGGCGACAGCCAGUUUGUACCCGGUGCGAGGGCUACGGCUUCAAGUGUUCAUGGUCAUCACGUAAACGAAAGGUUCCAUUGCCGGAACUGGAGACUGCGAGAGAUAUAGCUGUGCGGCAAUAUGAAUCUCUGAUGCAGGAGCUACUAUCGAGCCUCGAUCCGAACCAGAAAGGAACCCUAAAUGCUAGUCUAGACACAAUCCGUCGUCAGCUGCCUGUCAAUGCCACGGAUUCGAGUCUGGAGCAACCUGCCUCGAUUCGAGAACCGAGCACUGUUUCCAGCGAGGCGGGCGUGGAUUCACCCGCCACCUACGUGGGCAAGGCGAGCGAUAUCCAUUUCAUACAUCGCAUUCGCCAGUGCUAUCAAACCGGGGCCUGGACUGCGAGAGAACCCUCGCCAGCCGAAAACUAUAGUCAAACUCAUAUCACCAAGAGCCUGGCCGGGUUGACCCAGCCUCUCAUCGUUCCGACUCCAACCGAAGCGCGAGGCUUCAUAGAGGUUUAUUUGUCCACCAUCCAUGUCGCUUACCCGUUUCUUUACCGAGAGAUUCUCCUGGAGCAGUUUCAGGUCUUUCAGGCUGGUGAUUACGCGGCCCAGGAAUUUGAGCCCUGGCUUGCAUUGUUCAACUUUAUUUUCGCUAUCGGCUCCUACUACACCUCUUUUCCACAUCGAUCUGGGACAGCUUCCUCCGAUCAUCUGCGAUACUUCGAGCAAGGAGUAUACUUUUCUCGGGAACUAGGCGCAACAUGCUCCUUGCUGAGUGUGUGGGCCUUGAUAGUGCAAUGUUUCUUCCUGCUGGCGAUUUGCCACACCGAUAGGUGCUGGAACACACUUGGCUUUGCCAUCCGCAUGGGGCAGAGCAUCGGCCUUCAUGUGGAAUCGUCCCCCAUGCAUACCCGGACAUCAUGGAUGGCCGACCGGGCGCACUGGCGGCGAACAUGGUACUCGAUGUAUGUUCUCGAUCGGCUGCUUGCGCUUCAGCUCGGCCGUCCCAUGGCCAUUCACGAAAGCGAAUUUCAAGUGGAGAUGCCCUCUGUCUCCGAUCCUUUCCCGUUUGGCCGGAAUCCAACUGCGUCCGCGGGGUCUAUUACGGCAAGCAGAGAUACAUCGACCGGCUCCCGCAUGGACUACUUUAUUGCUGUCAUCCGGUUCUCUUACUUGGUGGGUGCGGUUAUUCGGGAGUUGUACCGGCCCUCGCAGAUCGAUGUGGCCCCGGACGUGGUGCUCAACACCUCGUCGGCUCUGGAUCAACGGCUCAGCGAAUGGAAGAAGGGACUGCCACGGCAUCUGCGGUUCGACCUGGGUCAUACUUUUGAGAGCUCGGUCACCUUCAUGCGACAGCGUAAUAUGCUGGCCGUGAAGUAUCAUCAUCUACGCGCUUUGAUCCACAGACCCUUUCUAUGCCUUCCUCUCCUGCAGACCAACAACCAUCCGUUUAUGGAACUGCUGCGUCGAGAGAAACACCGAAUCGCCCAGGCCGAGUCCACUUGCGUCCAGGAAGCACGGCAGACAGCGCAGCUGCUCCACAAUCUGGUCGACGAGCGCAGUCUAGUACAUGACUUCCCCUGGUGGCAGAUGAUCUCGUGCUUGAUCUGCGCCAGCUCAAUCCUCUUUGUGGCCGAAGCUUUCUGCCCGACCCAAGACUCGUUUCAUAGCACCACAUCUGCGCAGGAUCUCCGAGAAGAUGCCGAGACCUGCUUGAAGGUCUUUGAGGCGCUGAGUGCUAACUCGGCCGCCGCUCGAAAAGCGGCCGACAUGCUGAAAGCACUUUCCAGCCUACAUCAUUCCAUCCAUAGAGGUGUGUCCAGAUUCUUUCUGUUUUGGUGGGUAUUUCUUCUCAUUUGGGAUAGCUGCAGCGCCGUCGGCAGUCGUAGAGUCUACCUCACAGCCGUUAUCGCUCUUACCACAACCCCUCAGCGACCCCGAUCCUGCUCUUCAUCUCGAGUCUGCCUCGUUCACGUCGUCACACAUCAUGCCAGACGAUCUCCAGUUCCCUGGGGAAUGGCCUAG